This is a messenger RNA of Auanema sp. JU1783, 903 nucleotides long. The record is from the annotation of a GenBank genome assembly. NCBI's taxonomy places the organism in Eukaryota, Metazoa, Nematoda, Chromadorea, Rhabditida, Rhabditidae.
AUGGUCGAUGAGAAGCAACUCGAAGUAGAGGCUAACAGCCUUCGCCGCGUCGCCUUCUUCGGUGUGUCCGUUGCCACCAUGGCCACACUCGUCUGCGUGAUCUCUGUCCCACUGCUCUACAACUACAUGCAGCACAUGCAAUCAGUCAUGCAGUCCGAAGUUGACUUCUGUAAAUCUCGCUCUGGAUCCAUCUGGAGAGAAGUUACCCGUACUCAGGUCCUUGCUAAGGUCACCGGAGGAUCAGCCCGUAGCCGUCGUCAAGCUGGAUACAGCAGCCUCGGAGUCGAAGGAGGAUUCGAACACCAAGGAGGAUGCUGCGGAUGCGGAGUUUCUGCUCAAGGACCACCAGGAGAACCAGGACAAGACGGAGCUGAUGGAGAUGAUGGAUCCCAAGGACUCCCAGGACGUGAUGGCCCAGACGGCCCAGCCGCCACCCCAGCCCCACACCACGACUUCUGCUUCGAUUGCCCAGCUGGACCAGUCGGACCCGCCGGAAACCCAGGACCAAAGGGACCAUCAGGAAACAACGGAGCCUCCGGAGCCCCAGGAGCCCCAGGAAACCCAGGAUCUCAAGGAGCCCCAGGAGCCCCAGGAUCUGCCGGAAACGACGGACAACCAGGAAACGCCGGAGCCUCAGGAGCCCCAGGACAAGUCCGCGAAGUCCCAGGCCCACAAGGACCACCAGGACCAUCAGGAGCCCCAGGAGCCCCAGGACCAGACGGACAAUCCGGAAACCCAGGAGCCCCAGGACAAGACGGACCACAAGGACCACAAGGAGACAACGGAUCCAACGGAAGCGACGGACAACCAGGAGCUCCAGGAUCCAACGGCCCAGACGGAGAAUCUGGAGCCCCAGGAGGAUGCGACCACUGUCCACCACCACGUACCGCCCCAGGAUAUUAA